CAGCAUAGAAAUAAUGCACAUCUUUUUAUUCGUGGAAAUUACGUUCAAAAAGAAAAUGUCAAUAGUAUAUGUAGACAACUAUGCCCUGUCACUAGGGAAACUAGCAGGCGGAAUUGCAUGCUCGUACUAAACGUGCGACAGAACAAUAGAUUCUGUAUCUAAUUAGCCACGAUUGGACACCCCGGCUCCACUGUCUGUGUGUUGUGGUUGGACGAGGUGUUACAAUAUCUUACUACGUUGUGCCAUUUUCUAUCACACUAGGAGUAUUGCUAUAAUAUGGCCGUGACUGUCUCACUUAUUCUGGCGACACAGUGACGUCAGCAGCUCACGAGAAUCUGGGUCUAUAUGCGUCAUCGAUCCAUGGAAACGCACGGUACUGUGAACUGAAAAUUUAAUGUUUUGUGUCGCUGUUCAAUCUUCUUUGUUAAAAAGUGUUCUGUUUUAAGAUUGCGCAUGCAUUUUGCCAGUUAUCGAUCGAAUAUUGAUUAGCAGUAAAAACAAAAUGGAAAGGAUGUCAAUUUUUCUUUUUUGAGCAAAUUGCAAGGAUUUACAAAUGUUGGCAAAUUCAGAAAGCUUACAUAAGAGCAGAACGUAGGUCAUCAUUUCGUGGUCUAUAAUCUGUGAAUAAUGGAUUUUCAUGAAUGCAGCCGAUAUAACGAGACAUGAAGAGGAUGUGUAAUUCUCGCACCGUAAACAAAACAUCGUGAGAUGCCAUCGACCGAAUACUAUCAGGCUGUUGUCGACCGAAAUCUAGACAGCGGCUCCUGUACUAGCCGAAAUCCAGCUCACUGUAUUCCUCCCAACCCGGACUCCACGCUGGUCAACUCUGAAGACAGUGAAAACAAUGCUGGCGGUAUGACGUUCUCCAAGAACAACUCCGACAUCAAGAGGGAUAAGGACAGCUCCUGUGGGGUGGAGGAGAAACCCAAGACCCGCAUCGACUUUGGGGAACAUUUCCCCGACGGAGGGUGGGGCUGGGUGGUGACAAUAGCCGCCUCCCUUGUGUAUGUUUUGUGUAAUGGAGUUCACCAUGCUUUUGGAAUCUUGUUUUUAGUUAUACAGAGAGAGAAGAAGAUCAAAAUAAGUGAUAUACAUACAGUAUGGCUCGGAACUGUCGGACUAAGUGUUUCUCUAAUUCUCACCAACGUGGUAUCCACGGUUUGCCAGAGGAAAAGUCCGAGGUCGUGUGCUGUAGUAGGGGGUGUUAUUUGUUCCCUGGGAGUGCUUCUUCUGUCAUUCUCCCACAAAGGGGAUCAGCUGUUCAUCAUCUAUUGUGGGAUUCUUUCCGUGGGGACAGGGAUAUGCCUGAGUACCGCCAGCAUUAUCGUGGGGCGGUACUUCUUACAGCGGAGGGAGCUGGCCGAGAUGUUUGUGACCUGUGGCACGGGGCUAGGGACCGUUGUCAUGGCAAUCUCUAUCUACGGUCUUAAUAGGUCAAUGAUGUGGACCAAGACCAUGCAGUGUGCGGUCGGAAUAUUUGUCCUCACGAUCGUAGCCGGAGCAUUCUAUCGCCCGGCAUCCAUGUAUCACCCUCGCCGGAAGAUGAUCAUGCACAUCAAAAACCAGAAAAAGACCAGGAGAGACCAGGAAGAAGUGGACCCGCCAUAUUUUGAUUUUAGUGCUCUGCGCAUGCGUGGUUUACAGGCUCUCAUGAUAAUUUCCAGUAUAGCUGCCUUUGGAAUUUUCGUGCCAUUUAUAAUUUUGGUGAAAAUCGGUUACGACCGUCAGCAACCGGAAGAAGAUCUCCUGCUUCUCGUCGUAUACCUCGGCCUCGGUUUCACCAUCGGAGUCCUUGCUCAAGGUUACAUCAUCAUUAAAGACAGCAAAAGCUGCUCCAUCUGUCGGCGAUGUCUGUGUCAAGCCAACUGCCUGGCGUGUGGGGCACUGACCCUACUUCUGUUGCUGGAAAAAGACUAUGACUCCUUGGCCCUGUAUGCUUGGGGCUUCGGGAUUUUCUGUGGAGGGUAUUACUACACCCUGAAAAUGUACACUUAUGAACUUGUGAAGUUUAAAAUCAUGGAGAGGGCUUGGGGUUUUGUUUGUGCUGCUCAAUGUUUACCAAUUCUUAUUGGAUCACCCAUAUCAUUGUACCUAAAUAGUACUCACCAGACUGAACACGCUGGCUUUAUUUUUGCCGGUGUGGCGAUGGUGCUAGCGGGCCUCUUGUUUUUCUUGAUGCCGGCAUUUGAAAGACACAAAUCGAAUUCAUUGGUCAGACAGAUGGCUAAAAACACGUGCAGCAAAAACAGCACCGAGGCUGCUGCUCUUUUGGAUCUUGACUUGACUGAUGCCAUGGUAACCAAACCGCUAAACAACGUCCAGUUUAUUGUGUCGCCCUCUCGAUUAAAACACACCAAUAAAGAGGGCGGGAAAUUUCAAAUGCAGUGUUUUAUUCACCAAAAAGAGAAGGAAAAGCCUAAACAAAUAGUUUUGUCAAAAAUCACAGAAGAGAAAGAAGGUCUACGAUUGGAUUUCAAUGAAGUGUCUCAUGGUUCCGUUUCCUCCAAAAACAAUGAAAACAGCGUACCGGAGAAAACGGAUCCGGACCCGCGAAAAACUAACAUUGCUGACUUCCCUUCCGACAGCAUACAGUCAAGUCACACAGGGAAGUCCAGUUCGGACAGCAGUUAUUCAAAGUCUGAGGGCAGAAAACUCAAGAAAAACAUUGAUAACGUCAAAAUUGAACUUUUUGACCCCCCUAGUCAGGAAAAGGAAUCAACAGCCACAGUUUCGUAUGACAGUGACCUCUACAUCAAUCUGUGCGAGGCCCAGGUGUAAACGAUUUUUUUUUCCUUUCUGAUAACGAAAGAGUAUGUUUAUCGAUAUACAUUUUCCUCAAUAUAUAUUUGUAUUAUACUGAAUGAGCUUGAUUGGACAACGUGACUGUGGUCUCUAUGGAAACAUUCUAUAUUUAGAGACGAUUUGAAUCGAAAGAAUGGAUGAUAAGAUAUAAGAAUAUUGACAGUGAAGUGAUAGUGGAGGUUUCUAACGAAUGAAGAAAUCAUUCCGUAUACUAGUAUAUACCAUACAUCAGUGGCCUCUAACUGAAAGGAAUUUACAAGUGUUUUUGUUGGAUUUUUUUUCGUAUUACACAAGUGGUACAUAAAUGGAACCAUCAUAUGCAUGAAGAUCGACCAAUUACUUAAAUGUUGGAUUUUUUUUAUAAUGACCUAACUACAUGAAUACUAUUAUAUCUAAUGAAUCAUUCCGCAAAACGUUGUUGCUUUGGAUGUACAUGUCUUUUGUGUUACGAAUUAUUGAAUGUAAAUUAAUUAUAUGUUACCGUCGCUAUAUUUACAGCGAACUUGUUUAUUUAAUAUCUCAAACAUAUUGUGUAUAAAUACUUUUAAUUAACAGCAAACGAUCUCAGAAACUAUGAUAUUUGUUAGCAAAAAUUUCUACUCGAACUUUGCAGAUAAACACUGUAUAAAAACAUUUUAAUUUUUAUUUCCUGGAGUUUUAGUGAAUUUUUCUGCGAAUAUUUUCUCUGCGCCAGAAUAAGUCAGAAUCUUUUGUACAUAUCUUGCGCUUCGUGCCAUACAUGUGCGUGUAUGUAUAAAUUACUUUUAAUAUGUGAACAAAAAUGUUUUGUUUGUAAUGCUUGAUAAAUAAAAUAUCGAUCUAUAUAUUACAUAUGAUUCUAUGAAUGUAAUAUGAUAUGAAAUGAAACAAGGGAAUGUUCAAUUGCACAGGAUCAAG
This is a messenger RNA of Magallana angulata, 3699 nucleotides long. RefSeq names its product monocarboxylate transporter 12-like. Lineage: Eukaryota; Metazoa; Mollusca; Bivalvia; Ostreida; Ostreidae. The record is from RefSeq and is a predicted model, not a curated record. Gene Ontology annotation, molecular function: monocarboxylic acid transmembrane transporter activity. Gene Ontology annotation, biological process: transmembrane transport. The transcript is spliced from 5 exons. The coding region runs from base 709 to 2778 and encodes 689 amino acids.